GGGGAAGAAAGUUGGAACUGCUUGUUCUCUGCCUGGCCCUGUCGGCGAAUUCCCUAACCAAGAAACUAUUUGUGGAGGAGACAGGGUGGCCGGCGAGCCCCCUGUCACCUCCCCCGGUGCUCCCUCCCCGUGUCGCCACCGGUGGGCCUCCAGCGGCCUGGGCGCUGCGCCGCUGCCCAUCUCACAGCCUCCGAGCUGAUCGGCUUGGCUUGCAGCUUAUCUGCGCCGUUUGGACCACGCGGGGUGCACGGGAGGGCUGCUCUGUCCCCGCCGCGUCGCAGGCAGACCCCGGGCCGCCGGACUAUUUCUGUCUUAUCAGUGCAGGAAUGCGGCAGCCGCGGCGGCGGCGGCGGCGGCGGCGGGCGGGCGGCGGCGGCGUGGGCCGUGGGCCGUCAGGGCAGCCCUGAAGGGGCCCCCUCCCCACUCCGCUCGAGUAGAAGUGUGAGAGAGCCCAGCAGGACUCAGAGGGGAGAGUUGGAGGAAAAAAAAGGCAGAAAAGGGAAAGAAAGAGGAAGAGAGAGAGAGAGUGAGAGGAGCCGCUGAGCCCACCCCGAUGGCCGCGGACGAAGUUGCCGGAGGGGCGCGCAAAGCCACGAAAAGCAAACUUUUUGAGUUUCUGGUCCAUGGGGUGCGCCCCGGGAUGCCGUCUGGAGCCCGAAUGCCCCACCAGGGGGCGCCCAUGGGCCCCCCGGGCUCCCCGUACAUGGGCAGCCCCGCCGUGCGACCUGGCCUGGCCCCCGCGGGCAUGGAGCCCGCCCGCAAGCGAGCAGCGCCCCCGCCCGGGCAGAGCCAGCCACAGGGCCAGGGCCAGCCAGUGCCCACCGCCCCCGCGCGGAGCCGCAGUGCCAAGAGGAGGAAGAUGGCUGACAAAAUCCUCCCUCAAAGGAUUCGGGAGCUGGUCCCUGAGUCCCAGGCUUACAUGGACCUCCUAGCAUUCGAGAGAAAGCUGGAUCAAACUAUCAUGCGGAAGCGAGUGGACAUCCAGGAGGCCCUGAAGAGGCCCAUGAAGCAAAAGCGAAAGCUGCGCCUUUAUAUCUCCAAUACUUUUAACCCUGCGAAGCCCGAUGCUGAAGAUUCUGAUGGCAGCAUUGCCUCCUGGGAGCUGCGGGUGGAGGGGAAGCUCUUGGAUGAUGUACGUCCUGGCCCAGUCCCUGUCACUUUCCCACAGCCCAGUAAGCAGAAACGGAAGUUCUCUUCCUUCUUCAAGAGUUUGGUCAUUGAGCUGGACAAAGAUCUUUAUGGCCCAGACAACCACCUCGUGGAGUGGCAUCGGACACCCACAACCCAGGAGACAGAUGGGUUCCAAGUGAAGAGGCCAGGGGACUUGAGUGUGCGCUGUACCCUACUCCUUAUGCUGGACUAUCAGCCUCCUCAGUUCAAACUGGACCCUCGCUUAGCCCGACUGCUGGGGUUGCAUACACAGAGCCGCUCAGCCAUUGUGCAGGCACUGUGGCAAUAUGUGAAGACCAACCGGCUGCAGGACUCCCAUGACAAGGAGUACAUCAAUGGAGACAAGUACUUCCAGCAGAUUUUUGACUGUCCCCGCCUGAAGUUCUCUGAGAUUCCCCAGCGCCUCACAGCCCUGCUGCUGCCCCCUGACCCAAUUGUCAUCAACCAUGUCAUCAGCGUGGACCCAUCAGACCAGAAGAAGACAGCAUGCUAUGACAUUGAUGUGGAGGUAGAGGAGCCACUGAAGGGGCAGAUGAGCAGCUUUCUGCUGUCCACGGCCAACCAGCAGGAGAUCAGCGCUCUGGACAGUAAGAUCCACGAGACGAUUGAGUCCAUAAACCAGCUCAAGAUCCAGAGGGACUUCAUGCUAAGUUUCUCCAGAGACCCCAAAGGCUACGUCCAAGAUCUGCUCCGCUCUCAGAGCCGAGACCUCAAGGUGAUGACAGAUGUGGCCGGUAACCCUGAAGAGGAACGCCGGGCUGAGUUCUACCACCAGCCCUGGUCCCAGGAAGCCGUCAGCCGCUACUUCUACUGUAAGAUCCAGCAGCGCAGGCAGGAGCUGGAACAAUCGCUGGUCGUGCGCAACACCUAGGAGCCCGUGAACAAGCAUCACUGUGGACCAGCCAGCCACACUGUCCAGCAUAGGCCCUGGACUCUGGGCCUCCCUCCCCUGUUGCUGUGGGGUUGGGGGUGGGGGAGUGGGGAGGACUGGAUUAAAGGUCACU
Chionomys nivalis (European snow vole) is the source of this 2174-nucleotide messenger RNA. It is a transcript of the gene Smarcd3, whose product is annotated as SWI/SNF related, matrix associated, actin dependent regulator of chromatin, subfamily d, member 3. The record is from RefSeq and is a predicted model, not a curated record. Gene Ontology annotation, cellular component: SWI/SNF complex; nucleus. Lineage: Eukaryota; Metazoa; Chordata; Mammalia; Rodentia; Cricetidae. Gene Ontology annotation, biological process: regulation of transcription by RNA polymerase II. Bases 554 to 2041 code for a protein of 495 amino acids. The transcript has 13 exons.